Syngnathus acus (greater pipefish) is the source of this 1873-nucleotide messenger RNA. It is a transcript of the gene c24h1orf198, whose product is annotated as chromosome 24 C1orf198 homolog. The transcript has 6 exons. The record is from RefSeq and is a predicted model, not a curated record. The coding region runs from base 34 to 1074 and encodes 346 amino acids. NCBI's taxonomy places the organism in Eukaryota, Metazoa, Chordata, Actinopteri, Syngnathiformes, Syngnathidae.
CCCACAACAAUAAACAGCUGGAAGACAUCCAAGAUGGCCGCCGCGUCGGUCGCGGGGUUCGAAGCCCACAACAUGGAAGAGAAGAAAUUCCAGUACUUCUCAUCCAUCAAUUCCAUGGCUAACAAGAUCAUGCAAGAACGCGAGAAAAUAAAAAACAACCACGGCUCGACGUGGGACAAGAUGUCGCCGCAAGAGCAGGACAACGCGAUCGACAACUGGAUGAUGGACCCGCACAUCCAAGCCCGAUAUGCUAUGCACCGGGUGGAUCGAGAGGAGGUGGUCUGCUACCCCAAGCUCCUCAUUCAGACCGGACAGAAGAUCGUCCAUUUUGGAGAAGAGGAUAUGACAUGGCAAGAUGAGCAUUCAGCCCCCUUCUCCUGGGAAACCAAGAGCCAGCUAGAAUUCAGUUUGACACCAGGCCCCGACCAGGGCAUUUCCAUCUCUCUGGGGGACGCUAAAUCUGCAAAGACCUCUCAUUCCUCUCAAAUUAGCAAAAGUGCAAAUGGAACCAAGGUGUCGGUGAGCGAGGCCAGGCGUCCCGAGGAGGAGUCUGCUUUUUGGAAGAUCAGCGCUGAGCGUUCGCGACUUGAGGGCGAGCAAGCCGACUUCCAGUCAUUGACGCCCAGCCAGAUCAAGUCCCUAGAGAAAGGAGAGAAGUCGCUGCCCUCGUACCUGCGCCAGGAGACAUCUUUCCCCGCCAAAGAGCCAGAGCCGGAACCCCAUCCGCUGGCGCUGUCCAGGCCGGCCAAGCAACGGGCGCCCAAGCCUCCUGCACCGCAACCUCCCGUCGCCGCACCCCCAGCUCCCGCUGCCAUCUCUAUUUCACCAGGCCCCGUCCCUCCCCUCAGCGUCUUGUCAUCGGUGGCGGGCUGGGAGCGUUCGCAGAGCACUCUGCCGGUUGUAAGCUACACCGUGGAUGAGGUGUUCCCCACCCCCAGUCGCCUUGUCAAGAGCCCCACUCUCCCCAGCAACAAGGAAAAAGAGGACAACGCCGCGCCCGGCAAUCCCGCCUUUACCCAGUUGAACAGCAACAGCAUCCUGAAGACAGGAUUCGACUUCCUGGACAACUGGUAACCACGGAAGCGAAGAUGGGGGCCGCUGGAUGAUGUCAUCACUGCUUCAUGACAUUCGUAUCAUCCACUCACAUGCCCUGUUUAUUGUUUUGAACACUUUUCGCUUUUAACACUGCCUGUCUUCUAGACUCCUUUUACUGGACCUUUGCCCUGCCAAUAGCAUCAGCAUUUCUUAGCUUGAUUGGUGUUAGCGUGUGCCAACAUUUUGAGAAUCAGAGAGCUUUUCAUAUGUGCAAAAAGGACUACAUGGCUCAUUUGUAGUAAUUAGAUAACUAGCACAAUGAUCGCUUCUUGCAAGUAAUGCUGUAAAGCCUUUGCUAUGUUUGUUAGUCAGAUGCUAACUACUUCCGCUAAUUUAAUGACAUCCAAUUCCUAAUGAGGAACUGUGGGAAAAUCACAUUUUGUUACAACUUGAGGGCCAAAAUAUUACUGUUCGGCAAACGUAGUCAUGGCAACCGCAUAGUUAAAAAAAAAAGAAAAAAAAGCAUUACCAUUUGUAGCUCUCAUUGAAGUGUUACAUUUAUUGUCCUUGGAUGGAUAUUUAUCAGGUACUUUUUGUAGCCUUGUGUCAACCAAUCACACGCGAGAUAGCACCACAUGGCAUGCUCGUCUGCAUCUUUUGGAAUGCGCUCUGAGUGAUACACCAGACAUCUUUUUAAAGGCGAUGUUGCAUAAAGUCCUAAAUGACACUAGAAAACAAUUUUAGUGAACAAAUAUGAAUACAACAGGACUAGUGUGCAUGUGCUCAGCUUGUAUUCCGUGAUUUUGAUCUCACACAAUAAAGGAAAAUCAGGAAAAAA